CGGCCGGGGAGGGGCCGGCACAGCCGCGGCAAAAUGAGCCUGCUGUCGGCCAUCGACACGAGUGCCGCCUCGGUGUACCAGCCGGCCCAGCUGCUCAACUGGGUCUACCUGUCGCUGCAGGACACGCACCAGGCUAGUGCCUUCGAUGCCUUCAGGCCAGAACCGCCCGCCGGCGCCGCGCCCCCGGAGCUGGCCUUCGGCAAGGGCCGCCCGGAGCAGCUGGGCUCGCCCCUGCACUCCAGCUAUCUCAACAGCUUCUUCCAGCUGCAGCGCGGAGAGGCCCUGAGCAGUAGCGCCUACAAGAGCGCCUCGCCCUACGGCUCCCUCAACAACAUCGCCGACGGCCUCAGCUCCCUCACUGAGCACUUCUCGGACCUGACCCUCACCUCCGAGGCCCGCAAGCCCAGCAAGCGGCCCCCGCCUAACUACUUGUGCCACUUGUGCUUCAACAAAGGACACUACAUCAAGGACUGCCCCCAGGCACGCCCCAAAGGUGAGGGUCUGACACCGUACCAGGGCAAAAAGCGCUGCUUUGGCGAGUACAAGUGUCCCAAGUGCAAAAGAAAAUGGAUGAGCGGAAACUCCUGGGCCAACAUGGGACAGGAGUGCAUCAAGUGCCACAUCAACGUGUACCCACACAAGCAGAGACCCCUGGAGAAGCCCGAUGGCCUGGACGUGUCUGACCAGAGCAAGGAGCACCCACAGCACCUCUGCGAGAAGUGCAAGGUCCUGGGCUACUACUGUCGCCGCGUACAGUGAGCCACCUGCAGCGCCCCCUGCCGGCCACGCUGCCUCCCCUGCCCUGCUCCCAGGGGCUGCAUGUCCCCUGGCCAGGGGGCUCUUGGGGUCUUUGUCUUGAGUGUGUUGACAAACAGUGUUACUGACAUUGCUGCCCCAACAGGCUGCGGGAGGCAGAGGCCCGGGGCUCUUCACAGCCUGGGGGUCUGUGGAGGCCUAGGCCCCACAGAGUCCUUGGUGUUCCCCUGGCUCUUCUCUUCUGAGAGUCCCUUUGGAGGGAGCAGCCUUGUAUUGGCCACAAGUGCACUAAAUUUACUGUGAAUCCCAAAGCCUGCAGGGGACUACUUCCCCAAGACCAGCCAGGCCAGCUUCUCUCACCCAGAACCUUUCGAUUUGCCCUGUAUGAAAAGUCACUUUGGAAAGCCCUAUCAGUCAGUCCUAGGUAGCAACCACGGGGGGCAGAUGCUUCCUCCGCAGCUGCUGGGGAGCGGGCCUCUGUGCCCUGCCCACACUGAGCCCCAAACUCUGACCAUCUCUGAUGUCAGUGCAUCACACCCAGGAGCUGCACCCGGGGGACCCAGAGGGCAGAGGCAGGACAGGGAAGGCUCUGAAUGAUGCUCCAAGGUAUGUCCUGGGGCAUGUGGGGAAGCACCCCAGUGACCCCCAGCAGCACUUCCCACCAGCUGGGUGCUGUGAGCCCUGUUCCCUGUUCUGCCUCUUUCCUCCCACCCACACCAGGUGCUGCAAUCCCACCAGGCUGCCAGAUGUAGCACAGAAAAUACUCUGACAGGAAGGACACAGGCCUGGCAUUCUGGAGAUGUACCAUGUCACCUGGGGCAAGGACUUCUCAUCUCCAGCCUCAGUUUCCCCACGAUUUAAGUGAAAGAGUAACACUACAAAGCCUAGAAGUCCCCCAGCUCUGAUGUUCCAGAAGUAGGCUGGCCCCAGGCCAUGCUCCAGAACAGAGAGCUUUUUUUGGAAGGAGUCCCCUGGAUGGUGGGCGACACCUCCAGGAGCCCUGUACUCCAUACCACUGCCCCUCACUGUGUCGCCUGGGGAGUCACAUUCUCCCCUUCUGCCCCCUGCAACUCCGCUUUGACUGUUGUCUCCUCCCUGCAAACCCCCCCAUCCUCCUAACCCAGGUCUCCCCAGCCCUCACUGGGGCAACCCUGAGACAAGCCACAGAACCUCUCAUUUGGAAAAAGGGGACAAUGAUUGCCUACCUCCCAAGGGAUCAGAGAGGCCUCUUGGCACAUCACAUGGUCAGGGAGACCACCGUUCUGGCAGGCAGGAGGGCGCCUCCUCUCUCCCCAGUGAGAAGCCCCAUUCCUAUUGUCCUCUCCCCCUGCCCCCGCUGGGGGAGGGAGAGAACUGGCUGCCAGGACUGAGUCGCUUGAUUUUGCCCCAACAUUUUGCCUCUGUGGGGAAAAAAAAAAAUCAGACCAUGAAAUGGGCCUGAAAUUCAGUGUUUACCAUGGCUUGAGGACACCCAUCCGGUGCCCAGUCGCCUUUUGUUUUCAAUUGAAAAUGUUUUGUGCAACUGAAGAGUUACAGUGAAGUGUUAACCAAGGGUCCAGGGAGCAAGUGGACGAGAUGGAGAGUAUCUGCAGCCCGCUGGCUGCAAGGAAGAUUUUGGGGCCAUAUCCUCUGAGCACUUAAGAGCCGUUUUUGAGCUCCCUCCUUGCUGCGUGUAGGGAUGGGGGAUGGACUGAGCACCCAACCACCACUAGGGAUUGCCUCUGAGCCUGCCCCAGCCCAGCUGCUGUGUUUGGGUGACCUGGGUGGCCUUGGCCCAAAGCUUUUGUCCCUAAGGAAAAGCUGUUGCUGUCAGUCAUCCUACUGGGCCUCCAAAGAGAAACUUUGCCAUGGUGGCAGUAUGCUAACCUCCACUGUGAGGACAUGCCAGACAUGGGGACCGUUGGCCCAAGGAUGCCUGGGGCCUGCCAACUGGGCUGCAAAGGUAGGGAAGCCCACACUCUUAAAAGAACCGGGAUUCCAGAGCACAGGAGGCCAGAGCCAGCCAGAGAUGGCCUCUCACCCCAAAGUGGCCUUUUUGGUGGCCAUUGUCCUAACAUCUGUGCAGCAGGGGCUGGGCUAUCCCUCCUGGGGUGGCCCUUGGAGGCUCUUCGAGGUCAGCAGGAGACACUGCUGUCUGGGCCAGUGCUGUGAGAAUUAAGUGCUCAGUGGACCUGGGAGCCCAGGAGACAAGAAAGUUUUGUGGUUUUAGUAUGUUCAAAAGGGACAACUGCUUGCAGUCAGUAGAUCUAGCGAUCUAGUUGGGAGAUAAUGGUGUUUACCCCCCAUGAAGUAUUUGAUAGCUCUACUUGUGAAUUUGUAUUUAUUUUGCAUUAUACUUGACACAGAAAUCCUUUUUUAAAAAAACAAAAAUACUAUGUGUGUAUUUUGGGAAAAAAAACUCAUAGAUGUUAAAAUUUCUGCACAGUUACCAGUUUUUCUCACAACACUGAAUUUGGUAGCUUCUCCCGAAAAAUCUUCACAGUGAUUUUUGUCUGUAUAUAUUUGAGGGCCUUUUUUUUAAAAAAAAAAAAAAAAGAAAGAAAGAAAGAAAAAAGAAAAAGAAAAGAAAAAUAUGUUUGCCUGAUUUUUUUGAGACAAAAAAAAAGAGAGAGGCAUUUUCAAAUUUUCAGAGCUUUCAGGAGGGCAAUAGAAUAUCAAAGAAAGAUUUCUGGAAGUAUUUUGCAAACCUUCUGGUUGAGCAGCAAGAAAAUAUUUAUGGUGAGAAGUUUUCUUUUUUCUUUUUCCUGUUAUGGUUUUGGAUUUUUUUUUUUUACUAUGCUUUUGUCCUGUAAAAAGUAUGCAACUGAACUACAUUAAGAAGGAAAUAUUGUCUACAUAGAAUAUUAUAUGAAGUUGGUACAUAAUUCUGAUGAGAAAAAAAAAUCUUUGCAAUUCUCUAAGCCAUGUUAUUGUUAUUCUGUUAUUGUUUUCCAUGGAUGAAAAUAUCAGUAUUAAGUAGCCAGCAUAUUAUUCAAAUGUUUAGACUUAUUAAUAUGUUCUUGUCCUGUAUUUAUAUGUAUGUGUAUUUUGGAAAGUAUUCCCUUUUUUAAGGGGAGCUAUUAUUAGAUACAUAUCGAAAAAGGGAACCGUGACCCCUUUGUGCCUCUUCCACUGAGGAUAACAAGCACAGCGUUGUAGUCUCUUCCUACACCUCCUUGCUAGGAGCUUGUCAUUACACUUUUAUUAAUUUCAUGGGCAGCACGGGGAAUGGACAGGGGAAGAGGGAAGCAUUUGAUGACCUAGCCCCUCCAGGGUCUGCCACCCCUUGGCCCGGUCCGCAGUGCCCAAGGAGGGAAGAGGAAAAAGCAAGCAAGAGUCCCCAAGGCCCCUGUCUGGAGCUUUCUCACCUGAGCCGGGUCUCGCCCCAUGCUCUUUGAACUUGGAAAUGUCAUCGGAGCCAUUACGCCUGCCCUCCAGCAUCUAAUCAACUUGAAUCUACUCUAAACAAAUAUUUAAUCCAGCCUCACUACAUUCUAGCCCAGUGCAACAACUAACCCUGAAUUGUGGGGUGUUCCAGCCUCUAAAGAGGUGGCUGAGCCCCCCCACCCUGGGGCUGGGAGGCUGGUGGCAGCGGGGAUCUUUGCUCUCAUCGCCAAACUCACUGUUGGACCCCCCCCCCCCAUGGUGACCCUGUCCGUGUCUGUGUCUGUUCAUGUGUGUGUGUGUGUCCAGCUAAGAAGACAAACAGAACCCGUGGGCCCUGGCUGGAGGGCGCGAGGGUCAGCCCCCCGCGCUUCCCCCRGGGCCGCCCGCGGGGUGGCAUUCCGUUGUGUGCCUUACUCCUGGAGACUGUACGGCUUGCCUAAGGAAAUGUAGCCUUC
Urocitellus parryii (Arctic ground squirrel) is the source of this 4577-nucleotide messenger RNA. It is a transcript of the gene Zcchc24, whose product is annotated as zinc finger CCHC-type containing 24. Gene Ontology annotation, molecular function: zinc ion binding; nucleic acid binding. The record is from RefSeq and is a predicted model, not a curated record. NCBI's taxonomy places the organism in Eukaryota, Metazoa, Chordata, Mammalia, Rodentia, Sciuridae.